Molecule: messenger RNA, 1537 nt
Organism: Haplochromis burtoni (Burton's mouthbrooder)
Lineage: Eukaryota; Metazoa; Chordata; Actinopteri; Cichliformes; Cichlidae
Product: laminin subunit beta-4-like
Exons: 5
Coding region: 110-751 (213 amino acids)
Biological process (GO): cell migration; substrate adhesion-dependent cell spreading; basement membrane assembly
Cellular component (GO): laminin trimer
Molecular function (GO): extracellular matrix structural constituent
Source: RefSeq, a predicted model, not a curated record
AGCAUGUAAUUGCCACAGUCACUCGGACUCGUGUCACUUUGAUGCAGCUCGUUACGAAGCGACUGGAGGUGUGAGCGGCGGUGUGUGUGAUGACUGCGGCAACAACAGGAUGGGGCCUCAGUGUGAACAGUGUCAACCUUUUUUGUAUCAGGAUCCGCAGAGAGUGAAGGAUGACCCACAAGCCUGCAUACCAUGUAACUGCGAUCCAGCUGGUUCACGUGGCGGCGGUCAGUGUGACGCUCUGAGCGGUCAGUGCGUAUGCAAAGAAAAUGUGGAGGGUCAACGUUGUGAUCGCUGCAAACAUGGCUUCUUCAGCCUGAGGCAGGAUGACCCCACGGGUUGUCAGGCGUGCAGGUGUCAUCCUUUGGGGAGUGUUGGGUCAUGUGAUCAGCAAACAGGAACUUGUGAAUGUGACCCAAUGGCAAGUGGACCGCUGUGUGAUCGGUGUCUGCCAGAUUUCUGGGGUUUGGGAAACUCUGUGUUCAGAUGCUCACCUUGUAACUGUGAUAUUGGCGGAGCUCACAGCAGCACGUGUUCACCAGAGGAUGGACAGUGUCGCUGUUUACCCAACAUGAUUGGUCGGCGAUGCUCUGACCCUGCACCUGGGUACUUCUUGCCUGCACUGAAUUAUUUCCUCUAUGAGGCUGAACUCACUUUCCCACUGCUAGGAGGAAGGUCUUCUACAACUCCUCCUCCAUCGCCUUCUUCUUCUGCUGAUCCAUCAUCUUCUUCUCUGGUGUGUAACAGAUGACAAGCCACCUGACACAGAGCUUGGAAAGAAAGUGAAUGGAGUUCUUUAAGAUAGAUAGAUAGAUGCAGCAUUUUGUGAGAAAAGUUGCGAGACAUGUAAAGAAGGUAACUAAAAGGAGUAUUCAACUGACAAUUCUAUGUCAACUAUUGCAGAUGAUUUUAAAUAAAUUUUUAAUAUCUUGUAGAUUUUAGUACAACAUGGCGGUGCACAUAGUCGCAGUUGUUUAAGGGCCCCCAAUUAGGUGAUCUUCUUUUUCUUUUUGUUUCCUUUUCUUUUUCUUUUGUUUCCCUUAUUGUGUAGCCAAAUUCACCUUAAGUCAUUGGGAAUUAUACAACAUCAGUUAUGACAGCCAGAACCCCGUUACCAGUGAUUAUCAGUGGAUCAACAACAUCCCAGAGAACUGCCUGCGGUGCUAAUAACAGCAGUCUACAUACCACCAGACGCUAAUGCUAGCACAGCCCUUGCCUACCUGAACGACACGAUCUCCGAACAGCUACGGACAUAUCCAGAGGAAGUACACAUCAUCGCAGGGGACUUUAACAAAGCAUGCUUAAAAACUGUGCUGCCUAAAUGUGUACAACAUGUGAAAUGCCACAUGAGAGGGAAUAACACCUUGGGCCAUGUUUACUCAAAUAUUAAGCAAGCCUACAGAUCUGUUCCCCUCCCCCACCUGAGUAUGCCCGACCACCUCUCCCUGCUCGUUGUCACACCACUCAGGAAAAGGACAAAGCCCACCAUCAGAAACAUUAACACCUUUUCUAAGGAAGCUCUGGCUCAGCUGCAGGA